AUGGGCGCAAUGGGCUUCCCACCCAGAUUCAUUGCGGUAGUAAGCAAUACAUUAAGAAACAACUCAGCCAGAUUUGUCAUCAAUGGGCACAUCAGCCGCCCGAUUGACGUCACCAGCUCCAUUAGGCAAGGAUGUCCAAUGUCAAUGGCACUCUUCGCCAUCGCCAUCGAGCCCCUGCUUGCCUCCCUUAUGAAACAUCUACAAGGACUACAAAUACAUGGAGAAAAGAUCGUGUGCAAGGCAUACGCUGAUGAUGUUGGCUUCCUAGUCGUGAAUGGCGCUGAAGACUGUCCGAAACGUAGUCGCCCUGUGCAGCUACCACGGACAGACGGUCAGGACGAGGUGACGUGGGCGGCGGUCGCGCUUGGCGCCUCCCCCGCACGUGCUAGUCGUGUGUCUGUCCCUGAGAUUGCAGACGACGUUGUUGCUAUGGAUGUUACACCUCCCGUUCUUGACGCUGAUAGCCCCCCGGCGUUGCCUGUGACUUCUUUGCCUGCGCGUGUAGCGGCCCCCGUGCCUGCUCCGCCGGCUGUUGAUGAGCUACCGAUUGUGUCUGACCCCGUACCGGCAGCUGUAACGCUUUCCGUAUCGGAACCCGUUCCCGAGGCUGCUCCCUCUGUUGCGAAUAAGACUGUGUCCGAUGUUGUCACCGUUGUUGUUGACCGUGAGGAGCGUCUUGACGCCCCCGCGGAACCCAAACCGCGUAGGGAACGGCCGACUGAGAGGGCUGACAACGUGACUCGCAUUCGCAGCGCUAGUAUUUCGGGUGUUUCUUCUCGUAAGGCGCGUACGCCGUCCCCGGUGGUGACUUGCGUCCCACCAUACAAGUCCACCUCUAAACAGAAAAAGUUACAACGGGCCUCGCAGCGCGCAGUUGUUGACUCGCGGCAGGCGUCGGCUUCCGAUCGCCGUCGGCAGCGGCCUGCCGCUUGCAGUCAGCCUGCGGCGUCCGUGAGUUCCGCGGAAUCCAAGCGGGACGAGAAAGUUCGUCAGCUUAAGGUUCUGCUUACUCAAACGGAACCUGUCGUGGCAAGCGAUAUGGCGAUGGACGUUGUUUCGAGCGUGUCGCCUGCACAUUUGGCAGGCAAACGCAAAUCGGACGACUCACAUUGCCGUCGCAUCCGGCCGUCCUCACAGGAUUCUGGAUCUGAUUCUGCCGCCGGCGCUGGAUCUGCCACGGCGGCUCCUUCCGGUGCCGCUGUUAGUAUGGGCACGGACGUGGUUCCGCCCCCCGUAUUUUCUAGUGAAAAGUGUGACUGGGCGGCGGAAGUGGAGGUGGAACACGGGACUGGCCCCGACGGUCAGGACGAGGUGACGUGGGCGGCGGUCGCGCUUGGCGCUUCCCCCGCACGUGCCCGUCGUGUGUCUGAUCCUGAGGUUCCGGCCGACGCUGUUGCUAUGGACGUUACACCUUCCGUUCCUGUUGCUGAUAGCUCCCCGGCUUUGCCUGUGCUUUCUCUGCCCGACACUGUGGAGGCCCCGUUGCCUGCUCCCACAGUUGUCGAUCGCAUUGAGCCACCGAUAGUGUCUGAACCCGCACCGGCAGCUGCAACGCUGCCCGUGUCGGAACCCGUUCCAGAGGCUGCUUCCUCUGUUGUGACUGAGACUGGGUCUGCUGCUGCCACCGUUGUUGUCGAUAGUGAGGAGCGUCUUGACGCCCCCGCGGAACCUAAGCCGCGUCGGGAAAGGCCGAUUGAGAGAGCUGACAACGUUCCCCGCUUUCGAAGCGCUAGUCUUUCGGGUGUUUCUUCUCGUAAGGGGCGAACGCCGUCCCCGGUGGUGACUUGUGUCCCACCCUAUAAGUCCACCUCAAAACCGAAAAAAUUGCAACGGGCCUCGCAGCGCGCGGCUGUUGACUCGCGGCAGGUGUUGGCUGCCGAUCGCCGUCGGCAGCGGCCUGCCGCUCACAGUCAGCCUGAGGCGUCCGUGAGUUCCGCGGAGUCUAAGAGGGACGAGAAAGUUCGUCAGCUCAAAGUUUUACUCACUCAAACGGACCCUGUCGUGACAAGCGGUACGGCGAUGGCCGUUACAUCGAGCGUGUCGCCUGGACAAGUCGCAGGCAAACGCAAAUCGGACGACUCACAUUGCCGUCGCAUCCGGCCGCACUCGCAGGAUUCUGGCUCUGAUCCUCCCGCCGGCGCUGGACCUGCCACGGCGGCUCCGUCGGGUGCCGCUCUUGCUAUGGAAACGGAGGUGGUUCCGCCCCCCGUGUUUUCUAGUGCAAAGUGUGACUGGGCGGCGGACGUGGAGGUGGAUGAAGGGACUGGCAGCGGUACGUAA
This is a messenger RNA of Schistocerca nitens (vagrant locust), 2280 nucleotides long. Its product is annotated as nascent polypeptide-associated complex subunit alpha, muscle-specific form-like. NCBI's taxonomy places the organism in Eukaryota, Metazoa, Arthropoda, Insecta, Orthoptera, Acrididae. The transcript has 3 exons. Bases 1 to 2280 code for a protein of 759 amino acids. The record is from RefSeq and is a predicted model, not a curated record.